Molecule: messenger RNA, 182 nt
Organism: Dentiscutata heterogama
Lineage: Eukaryota; Fungi; Glomeromycota; Glomeromycetes; Diversisporales; Gigasporaceae
Source: the annotation of a GenBank genome assembly
CGAAUAAAAAAAUUGAGGAAGCAAAUCGAAAAAAAGAAAUAACAGCUCAAAGAAAGGAAAAAAGGGCACGACAAAAAGAAGAAAGGGAACGACAAAAGGAAGAAAGGGCACGACAAAAGGAAGAAAGAGCACGACAAAAGGAAGAAAUGGAACGACAAAAGGAAAUCACUGCUCUCACCUGA